Molecule: messenger RNA, 3319 nt
Organism: Arvicanthis niloticus (Nile rat)
Lineage: Eukaryota; Metazoa; Chordata; Mammalia; Rodentia; Muridae
Gene: Irak1
Product: interleukin 1 receptor associated kinase 1
Biological process (GO): protein phosphorylation; signal transduction
Cellular component (GO): plasma membrane
Molecular function (GO): ATP binding; protein binding; protein kinase activity
Source: RefSeq, a predicted model, not a curated record
AGGGGAAGUGAGUCAGUGUCCGCGGACCCGGCCGGCUAAGGCCCGCGCCCGCCGAGGCCCCAAGAGGCCUCGGCCAGGCGGCGGGGGUGGCUGCGGCCAUGGCCGGGGGGCCGGGCCCCGGGGAGCCUGUGGUUCCUGGCGCCCAGCACUUCUUGUACGAGGUGCCACCCUGGGUUAUGUGCCGCUUCUACAAAGUGAUGGACGCCCUGGAGCCCGCCGACUGGUGCCAGUUCGCGGCCUUGAUCGUGCGCGACCAGACAGAGCUGCGGCUGUGCGAGCGGUCCGAGCAGCGCACUGCCAGUGUCCUGUGGCCCUGGAUCAACCGCAACGCACGCGUGGCUGACCUCGUUCACAUCCUCACGCACCUGCAGCUGCUGCGUGCGCGGGACAUCAUCACAGCCUGGCACCCUCCUGCCCCUGUUGUGCCCCCAAGCACCGCUGCCCCAAGGCCCAGCAGCAUCUCUGCAGGCUCUGAGGCCGAGGACUGGAGCUCCCGGAAAUUGCAGUCCUCUGCCUCCACCUUCCUCUCCCCAGCUUUUCCAGGCUCCCAGACCCAUUCUGAGUCAGAGCUCCUCCAGGUUCCACUCCCUGCUUUUCUCGGGCCACCACUACCAUCUUUAGCCCCUUCCUCCACCAAGCAGCCAAGCCCAGAGAGCCCAGUGUCUGGCCUCCAAAAAGCCCAUGCCUCCCCAUUUUGCUGGCCCUUCUGUGAGAUUUCCCAAGGCACCUGCAACUUCUCUGAAGAACUCAGAAUUGGAGAGGGGGGUUUUGGGUGUGUGUACCGAGCUGUCAUGAGAAAUACUACAUAUGCUGUGAAGAGACUGAAAGAGGAGGCUGACCUAGAGUGGACUGUGGUGAAACAGAGCUUCCUAACAGAGGUGAAACAGCUAUCAAGGUUUCGUCACCCAAAUAUCGUGGAUUUUGCUGGCUACUGUGCAGAGAGUGGCUUCUACUGCCUUGUUUAUGGCUUCUUGCCCAAUGGCUCCUUGGAGGAUCAACUCCACCUUCAGACCCAGGCCUGCUCCCCCCUUUCCUGGCCUCAACGACUGGACAUUCUUCUUGGCACAGCCCGGGCUAUUCAAUUUUUACAUCAGGACAGCCCCAGCCUUAUCCAUGGAGACAUCAAGAGUUCUAAUGUGCUUCUGGAUGAGAGACUGAUGCCCAAGCUGGGAGACUUUGGCCUGGCUCGUUUCAGCCGCUUUGCAGGGGCCAACCCAAGCCAGAGUAGUACUGUGGCCCGGACUUGCACAGUUCGAGGUACCCUCGCCUACCUGCCUGAGGAGUACAUCAAGACAGGCCGGCUGGCUGUGGACACGGAUACCUUCAGCUUUGGGGUGGUAAUACUAGAGACCCUUGCUGGUCAGAGGGCUGUGAGGACACAAGGUGCAAAGACCAAGUAUCUGAAAGACCUGAUUGAAGAUGAGGCUGAAGAGGCCGGAGUGGCCCUGAAAAGCACCCAGCCUACUCUGUGUGUGGGUGUAGCCACAGAUGCUUGGGCUGCUCCAAUUGCUGCCCAGAUCUAUAAGAAGCACCUGGACUCCAGACCUGGACCCUGCCCACCCCAGUUGGGCCUGGCCCUGGCUCAACUAGCUUGCUGCUGCAUGCAUCGUCGGGCCAAGAAGAGGCCCCCCAUGACCCAGGUAGCCCUGAGGAGGCAAAACUCCCAACAUUCCUUGCUUGCCUUUUGGCUCUGUUUGGGGAGGUGCUCUGUGGAACUAUGUGGUAAAGGGCUGCUGCUUUGCUGGAUGGGACUCAGAUCCCAGGAACAGGUAUACAAGAGACUAGAAGGGCUUCAGGCAGGGCCUCCCUGGGAGCUAGAGGUUGCCGGCCAUGGCUCCCCUUCCCCACAGGAGAACUCCUACAUGUCCACCACUGGCAGUGCCCAGAGUGGGGAUGAACCAUGGCAGCCUCUGGUAGUGACCACAAGAACCCCAGCCCAGGCUGCCCAGCAACUCCAAAGAAGUCCCAACCAGCCAGUGGAGAGUGAUGAGAGUGUUCCUGGUCUCUCUGCUACCCUGCAUUCCUGGCACUUGACUCCAGGUUCCCACCCAAGCCCGGUGUCCUUCAGAGAGGCUAGCUGUACCCAGGGAGGCACUACCAGGGAAUCAAGUUUGAGGAGUAGCCCAGGCUUCCAGCCUACAACCAUGGAAGGCUCAUCCACAGGCAGUUCAUCCCUGCUGUCAUCAGAGCCACCACAGAUCAUCAUCAACCCAGCCCGACAGAAGAUGGUACAAAAGCUGGCCCUGUAUGAGGAGGGGGUCUUGGAUAGCCUGCAACUGCUGUCAUCAGACUUUUUCCCAGGCUUGGAUUUAGAACCUGAAAAGAAACAGGGACCUGAAGAAAGUGAUGAAUUUCAAAGCUGAUUUGUUUACCCAGACAAAUCCCUCAGACUCAGAUGUCAAAGUUCUCAUGGUUGGAAGUUCUCAUGGUGUGAAAACUCCUCAGUAGCCCAAAGGCAUCAGGUGUGGGGACCCACCCUGACAAAGGAGAAAGGGUGGUGGACCCUGCUGUUCUCAGAAUGUGAGCACAGACAGGGCUAGCUGAAGAACCUGAUAGAAGCUGAUAAGGCAGGCAAGUGUCUGGCCAGCAUUUGUGAGCAAGGCAAGCAGAGCACCUAAAGGAUUGGGUAGUACACAACAAAAGACUGCUAGCUAUACAAGGCCCAGAAGACACAAGUGGGUCUGUUUGUAUGGUGGGAGCUGGCUCCCCUGAGAGCUAGACCAGAUAUCUGCAGCCUAACUAUGAGUCUAUUCCUCUGAACUUCCCUAGAACCCCAAGAGAAAGUAGCUAUUGUGCUUGUAAAUUGCAAAAAAAAAAAAAAAGUGUCUUACAGUUCAUCCACUAGCUAAAAGUGAGCACUCUGAGAUUCUCCCAAGAGUUCAGUAAAACCCCCUCCACAUCUUGGGUGGGUAUAUGCAAGCCUUGCCAGAUACCAGUAAGCUAGUUUCAUAUGACUACUGCCUGCAAGGCAGGCUGUCUCUAUACCCUGCAAAUUGACUGUGGAUACCCAGGUUGAGCUGUAAACCAAGGUUCUGCUUAUGGCAGAAAGGUCCAGCAAAGCCAAGCUUUGUGGCACCCAGACAAUGAGAAGCCCCAAGAAAGCAGAAACUGAGAGCAAAGCUAAGUAUUUGAGGAGGGAGGAAUGUUACAUUUUAAGAAACAAGUUUUUGUGUAACCAAAGGUCUUCACAAGUAAUCCAGGGUUAUAGCCCCAGCUUACUUGUGUCCGAGUCAUGAGUCACACUACAUGCCCCUGUGAAAUUGGUGACUUCCGAUUUGUCCUUGAGUAAUAAAAGCAUACAUUUCACUGCUUGGUUAAA